AUGAUAGAUCUUGCCGGUAUGACAGAUUUUAUGGCUCUGCCUGGCAUUGAGUGGUCCGCCAGGUUUUUAGAUUCCCACACGGCACGUCUCGGCCGCCCGAGUCUCAUAGGUGCGCCCGGAGCUUAUGGGGUAGGGAGGGUCGAGGCGGGUCGUGUCAUUGAGUUUCUUUCCCAGGGUUCCUGUCGUUUGGGUCCAUCAUUUCCAUAUUGGCUUAAAUCUCAAAGAGGGCUCAAGUAUCUUGAUUUCUCAAAAGCUAGUAUAUUGGAUCCUAUACCCAACUGGUUUUGCAACCUCUCUGGCAGAUCUAUUCCUGUGCCGAGUUUCGAUCUUGAUGUACUAGCUCUUUCAAACAAUGAAUUUUCUGGUCCUAUUCCGGAGACUAUUGGUGAAUCCUUGUGGUCUUCGAGUUUUCUUUCACUUUCAGGCAACCAACCAUCUGGUUCAAUUCCUGAGUCUGUUGGACUGAUGUCAUCAAUUGUCUUGGACCUGGCGGAAAAUGACUUUAAUGGUAGUAUUCCUACUACAUUUGGGGAGUUUUUCUCCAUGACUCUAGUGCAAAAGAAAAACAUGUAUCUGUUUUAUGGGAGCAGCAUUGAGCACUAUUAUGAAGAAAGCUAUGUUGUAAAUAAAAAAAACCAGUCUCAAAAGUUCACAAAGACUCUUUCUCUUAUGACAAGAAACCAUAUCAGUGGCCAAAUUCCUCCAAGCAUCUCGCAGUUGCAGCACUUGUCAUCCCUUGAUCUGUCUGACAAUGGUUUUUCAGGUCUAAUUCCUGCAGGCAUGUCUUCUUUAGAUUUCUUGGGCCUUUGUGGAGCUCCACUUAUAGUAAAUUGUCAAGUUGAUGAUUCUGAUAAAGAUAAGAAGAUUGAUAUUGACAGCAGCAACAGCUCUACUGAUACAUGGAUUCUUUACUUGAACAUUGUUUUGGGAUUUGUUGCAGGAAUCUCUGUUCCUUACACAGUUAUCGCAAUCAGAAGGCCCUGGUGGGAUGCCUACAUGGGUUAUGUUCAUAAAACUGCCGACAGAUUAUCAUAUUUAGGACACAAAGUGGCUAGACGUUGCAGGAACAAUUUGAAGCAUAAUUAA
Molecule: messenger RNA, 1086 nt
Organism: Pistacia vera
Lineage: Eukaryota; Viridiplantae; Streptophyta; Magnoliopsida; Sapindales; Anacardiaceae
Product: receptor-like protein EIX2
Exons: 6
Coding region: 1-1086 (361 amino acids)
Molecular function (GO): protein binding
Source: RefSeq, a predicted model, not a curated record